AAGAUGUAAAUAACACUCUUAAUGAAGUAGCUGAUGAAGUACAAGAUUCUAAAGAUGCUUCAGAAUCCACUAAUACUACCAAGACUGUUAACACUUUUCAAGACUUACUACCAAAGAAGAAUCCUCAACCUUCAUCACAAAGGUAUGCUUUGGGCUUCACUAAUACUACUGAAAUCAUUACUCGACAUUCACCACAAAGGCGUAAAUUAAAAGUAGUAGCUGAUUAUGUACAGGAUUAUGAAGAUGCUUCGGGCUCCAUUAAUACUACCAAAAUCGUUAAUACUUUUCAAGACUUACUACCAAAGAAUACUCAACCUCCACCACAAAGACGUAAAUUAAAAGACAUAAAAACAUUCUUAAUGAAGUAA
Molecule: messenger RNA, 368 nt
Organism: Funneliformis geosporum
Lineage: Eukaryota; Fungi; Glomeromycota; Glomeromycetes; Glomerales; Glomeraceae
Source: the annotation of a GenBank genome assembly